This is a messenger RNA of Effrenium voratum, 2310 nucleotides long. NCBI's taxonomy places the organism in Eukaryota, Dinophyceae, Suessiales, Symbiodiniaceae. The record is from the annotation of a GenBank genome assembly.
AUGGCGCAGCCUGAUGCGCCCACUCCCUCGGCGCCCUCUGUGUUGAGCAAAGUCCGGGAGAAGCUGCCGGACAAGCCUUUGCUGGUGACUGGCGCCGUGGGUGGGCCAUUGGUCAUUUGGCUAUGCACUCCGCUGCGCAAUGGGCUGACCCUGGGGUCUAAGGACAAGACUUCCAACUUCGCGGGGCUCUACCGGAAGGUCUUCCGUGGCGGCCCGCAUGCCGGUUGGACAGGUGGCCUGGCGCCAGCCGUUGUGGCCUGCCCGCAGUUCCUGCUGCUGGGGCCGGCACGCGGAGAGGGGCACUGGGACUGGGAGCAUAGCGAAGCAAGCCGUCGCGCAGCUGUACCACCUCUUCAACACCGUCCUGUCGGAGUUCUCUGGCUGUGGCCAACUGAGUCCAACCUCCGGUCCACGCCUUGGCUGCUCAGCCGUAGCUGCGCUGGGGUCGGCCUUGGGCGAGACGGUGCGCCAUUUCAAUCGCGUCAGAGGAGCUUUAAUUUUUAUCGAGGCUCCAUUUCAAUGCAUGCGCCUCAUGCGCCUCAUGCGCCUCAUGCGCCUCCUGCGCGUGACGGGCUCAAGGUUUGUGGCCGUAGGGUGUGCUCAUGGACGCCCAUGCUUCCAGGCAAGGGCGUCUCCUUCGAUGGCCGAGGUGCUGAAGAGGGCGAAAGGGAUGAGAAAGAUGCUGCCAAGCCCGUGCAGAGCCGCGCCGCGGCGCGGGACAACUUCUUGUCCGCUGCCGUGCUGGGCAACAUGGUCAGCUUGGGAUCUGAUGCCAACGCAGGGAUGAUGGCCGUGCGACAUGCCCGGAUCAUCCAGCAACUCAUCCUGGGCUCGGGCAACGAAGCCAGCAAGGCUUAUGAGAAAUGGCAGCGGCGCGGCAAGGCAUCCAUGGUCAAGAACAGCGACGACUUGCAGAACGACGUGAGGAAGGCCGGGAACAAGAUGCGCCAGCGGCGCCGGACCAACUUGCUGUCGCGCCUGAACUUGAACCCGGAGACGCCCAAAGAGCCCGAAGCCAGCGACCGCGAGCGGGAGCCAGGCGGAGAGCCCGAGACCCCAGAGAGCGAGGAGUCGAGUUCGAGUUCUAACACUAGCACAACUUCUAGCAGCGAUGAGGAUGAGGUACCAGGCCUGGCGCCGGGGCUGGGCUUCAUGCGAAUGACCGGGCGCCGGCAAUCCUUGUCCGGCAAUGACGCCGCCCCGAGUGGGGCCUUGUCCGGCUUGGCUGCAGUGUCUGUCAUCGCGCAGAGGAGAAACGGGCUGCGGCAGCCAUCCCUGGCAGGGCUGCACCCCAGCGAGAUGAUGGCGCGGAAGCGGCAGUCUCAACAGGGUCAUUGGGGUCAGCUGGCUGGGCUUGCACACCUGUUGGCUCCUGGCGGGGACCGUUCAAGCGUAGGCCGGGCCAGUAUCUCUGAUCCCAAUGGGACAGGCACUGCCUCGCCACGACGUUCAGGGGAAGGCAAGAGUGACAUAGAAGAGGAGGAUGAAAGUGAAGAAGAUACUCCGGACGAAGAUGCGGGCUUUGAGCUGAGCCCAGCACAGAAGAGGAGGUUGGAAGAGGUGUACGGCAUCUCAUAUCGCAGGACCCCGGCGUGCUGGCAUGAGCUGGCUCCCACCUUGAAGCGCUUCCACCUCGAUGUGGCUGCCAAGCUCGGCCUCGAUGCAGACGCCGGCGACUGGGAUCCAGGCGAGACGUACCAGCUCUCCGUGGCCAAGUUGGAGGAUUUGGCAGAGCAGAAGGUGCAGAGGCGACUGCAGCGGGCUGCAGUAUGGAUCCAAGCCAGGUGGCGGAGCCACAAGAUCCGCAAGCCUAUACGCCAGGUCAUUUUCAAGAGGAUGGACGCCCGCCGGAAGAUUCGGGCCUGGCUCUGCGCGCGGAUCCGCAGGAGACACAAUGAACCAUUUGCGCGCCUGCAUCCAGUCAGCCAUGAAAAUCCAGGCUCAUGCAAGGCGGUGGCUGGUGCAGCGUCAUUUGGCGGCAGCCAAAGGCUUCCACCAGGUGCAGUUCCGCAUGGCAGCGCUCCAGGAGAAGCUUUACCCCACGCAGGACAGGGAGCAAGACCAAGAAGCCGCCGAGAGGCUUGCCAUGGGCCAGGAGGAGGCGCUGUCGCAGCAGGCCGAGGCUGCCUGGAAGCGGCGGGAGGUGGAGGUCCGCCGGGCUGUGGCUGUGCUGCAGCCUGCCUUGAAGCGCUGGCUCUCGCGCCUGAAGAGGUGGCGCCUGCUGGAGGAGUCCGAAAAGGAGGACAAGCGCCCGCGCGGGUUCGGCCUCAGCCAUGCAACUGCAAGGAGUGGCAAGAAGGGCGGCCAUGA